Molecule: messenger RNA, 2265 nt
Organism: Saccostrea cuccullata (small rock oyster)
Lineage: Eukaryota; Metazoa; Mollusca; Bivalvia; Ostreida; Ostreidae
Exons: 4
Coding region: 5-1273 (422 amino acids)
Source: RefSeq, a predicted model, not a curated record
AGCAAUGGCUGAACACGAAAAUGUUUCGUUACGGUUACACAAAGGUAUUUUCCUGGCAAUACCUCAUUUGCAUAAAAUGAAAUUUGCAGUUUUGGAAAUAGGAAAAUGUAAUGCAACAGAGAGUAGAUCAUUUACUGAUGCAGAUUGUAAGUUUGACAUGAUAAAGAUGGAGAGGGAAGAAGAAGAGUUGAAACAUGAAGUGAGGUCAUUGAACGUUAACUUCUCUACCUUGUUUCGACCUGGACUCGAAUUUUUAACCUUAUGCCACGAUAAAAAUAUUGAAGAUAUCAAAAAGAUGGACAAAGCCCAAAUGGAGGCAAUGUUUCUCCUAAACAACUAUUUUCAAAGUAUAGGUUUGCAUGAAGAAAGUCUGAUCAAAGUGUUCAAUUACAAAGAGUCUGAAGAAGGAGAAAGUCAGAGUCGUACUAAACAAACAGCCCCAACGGAAACAGAUAUCACUGUUGCAUUUGCCGAACACCUUCUUGGAAGACUUGCUCCAGGGCAAUCAUAUAUCAUUGAUUACAAAGCAAAAAAGAAAGGAAAAUGCAAAUGUGGAUGCAAUGUGGACCCAAAAUUUGGAAGUACAGGCAUUGGCCAUGAGGAGGUAUGGCAUGGCCACAUUGAUAUUAUAUUUUCAUCAUAUAACCUUGAAGAAGAUCAGUGCAUUGCAAACUGUGAGAAGGAUCUAGUUGUUGCAGAUUGUAGUACCAGUACAUUUACCCCUUUGAAAAAAAAGGAAAGAAGAUGGUAUGAGGUCUCUCCUGGAGGUAAAACGAUUACAGAAGUGAAAGGAACAGCUGUUGGAACAAGUGAACAAGCCAUAGCUCAGACCAUUGUAUUUUCCUUACUUCAGAGACAGCGACAUCCUAAUUUUCCUAAUUGUAUGAUACCAAAUAUACUUGUUUCACCAGAAUAUAUUCAAAUUAUCAUGUAUGAUGCAGUGAAUGACGUCCUGCUGUGCAGCAAUUUUAUUGAUUUAUUUAAUGUAAAUGCAGAUGGCUGUCUCUCAAGUGAAGCUGUUGUUAUUCUUUGGCUUGUUUUACACUACAGAAUUUUUUGUUGUGGAUUAGUUUUUGAGGACACUGUGGAAGCUGACAUUUAUAAAUCAAAUUUUCAAAUCUUGGCCAAGGAAAAGUGGAAUAUUUAUACAAAUCAGUUAAAAAGCUGUGUUCCAGGAUUCCCUAUUUUAGAGAAAGAAAUCAAAGUUGAUACAUGGAACAGAAAAGUUCUCCAAGGAACAGAGUAUUGUAAGGGCAUGAAGAAAAAAAAAUAAAAGAAAUUUUACUGCUGCCUAAAUACAAACAAAUCAAUCCUAAUACUGUAAACCAUUUUUUUUCGUGUGUGAGAAAUAUCAGCAAUUUCGUGAAUAACUUUAACUUGCAAAUAUUUAUCCCCACAAACCGUUUAUUUUCCUGUGUUUUAGUGUCUUGGAUUGAUUAAGAAAUCGUGAAUAAAAGAUAAUGUAAGUAAUAGUUGGUUUACAGUAUUAGUGUCAACUAAUUGAAGAAGAAUAGAAAACAAUUAUUGCAAGCAAUUUACGUUCUCAGUUUUAAUGAUGAAUUCAACUUCCUAGACUUGGAAUUCACAGAAUGAGACAGUUCUAAGUAUAUAAUAAUAAUUGAAAUACCAAGUUUUGUGUUGCAUUCUAUUUGUAAUGCUGCACAAAAUUCAUAGUGAAUCUACUAAAGGCAGGCAGAAACCUAAGGGUUAAAAUAUAUGUAAAUACAAUGUUUUAAGCUCACCCAAGCCAAAGGCUCAAGUUAGCUUUUCUGAUAGAAAUUUUAUCUGUUGUUUUCGUAAACUUUUUACAUUUUCGUCUUCGCAAGAAGUGAACCAUUUUCAACCAAAACUUUCCACAUAGUAUCCUCUGGUACAUGGAUUUUUUGGCCCCACCUUCUUCCAAGGGGAGACCAUUAUGAUUUCAUGAAAAAUUAAUGGCAUCAUUUUAAAUAUUCUCAAUUACCACAUUGCUAGAAAUUAUGAAACUUAUGUGGAAUUAUUGUGAAGUAGUAAUAGAUUCAAAUCAUAACCCAUUGAGGUAGGGUGGGCCCCAAUGGAGGAUCAAUUGCUUUUCUAUUCUUGAUUAGUUUAAAUGCAUAUUUUGGUUCCCAUACUCUGCCUAUGGAUAAUAAUUAAUUAAAGCAAUAUGAGCUGUAUCUUGAAAACUUUAUUUUGAUUGUAAAAUGUGCUGUUAUGAUUAAUUUGUAUGUAAUUUAAAUUCUUAUGACCAAUAAGUCCAAAAUAAAGUUUUAAAAUGUUAUAUAA